GCCGCCGGUCACGUGGGGCGCGCCUCACUUCCGGUUCUUCCUCUUGGCUUCCGUCUUGCUCCCCGCGUGUGUGCGUGCCCGGUGCCGCCGCUCUCUGGAGGCCUUUAAACCCGCAGUGCUCCCCACACACACCCGCCUGCCGGCUGCAGAAGAUGAAAGAAAGUAUCAUGAAUCAAGAAAAGUUAGCAAAGCUUCAAGCACAAGUCCGCAUUGGUGGAAAGGGAACAGCCCGCAGAAAGAAGAAGGUCGUCCACAGAACAGCUACUGCUGAUGACAAAAAACUACAGUUCUCACUGAAGAAGCUGGGUGUGAAUAACAUCUCUGGCAUUGAAGAAGUAAACAUGUUUACAAACCAAGGAACAGUUAUCCACUUCAAUAAUCCUAAAGUUCAGGCUUCCUUAGCUGCCAACACCUUCACCAUUACAGGUCAUGCUGAGACCAAGCAGCUCACAGAGAUGUUACCUAGCAUCCUGAACCAGCUUGGAGCAGAUAGCCUCACCAGCCUGCGGAGACUUGCGGAGGCCUUGCCAAAACAAUCUGUGGACGGAAAAGCACCACUUGCUACUGGGGAGGAAGAGGAGGAUGAUGAAGUUCCAGAACUGGUUGAGAACUUUGACGAAGCUUCUAAGAACGAAUCUGUCUAAACUGAAAACCACUGAGGAACUUGACUCUGAACAGAUGGACAGAGCUGCUAUUUUAUAGUGUCACUUGCCUAUUUGUGUUAAUAAUUGUUUUUUUUUCCCCCCUGUUUCCACUUAAUGAGAUUAAAGAUGGGUUCAUUGAAAAAUGUUCAAUAUGUAGCAGCUCUGCUUCAGUACCUGCUCUCAUGCAGACCCUGCUUUUACAGCCUUGUUUAACUGAACACGUCUGGAAAUAAAGAUUAUUCCACAAUAAA
Messenger RNA from Bufo gargarizans (Asiatic toad), 895 nucleotides. It is a transcript of the gene BTF3, whose product is annotated as basic transcription factor 3. The record is from RefSeq and is a predicted model, not a curated record. Gene Ontology annotation, cellular component: nascent polypeptide-associated complex; cytosol. Bases 153 to 644 code for a protein of 163 amino acids. The transcript is spliced from 6 exons. Lineage: Eukaryota; Metazoa; Chordata; Amphibia; Anura; Bufonidae.